AUGGUGUCCUUUGAAACAGUAAAAUCUAGUAACUCUGCCAUCAAGGAAUAUGGCCCUAAUCUGGUGGCAGUCUUCGUCGGUGGCACCAGUGGCAUCGGUGAAAGUACCGCCCGUGCUUUUGUGAAAUAUGCCGUUUCUCCGCGCGUGUAUCUCGUCGGACGAAGUGAGACGCGAGCUUCCAAGAUUAUCGAGGAUCUCCGUGCUCUGAAUCCAGAUGGACAAAUUAGUUUCAUCAAGAGCGACGUUUCGCGCCUGCAUGAAGUAGACCUGGCGUGCAAGGACAUCCAAGCCAAAGAAGAAAAGAUCAAUCUUUUGAUUUUGAGUCCUGGCAUCUUGACUACCAAGGGGCGAGAUGAGACCGAUGAAGGACUAGACAAGAAGCUCAGUCUUCAUUACUACUCUCGCAUGCGGUUCUUAUACAACCUUCUCCCUCAAUUGACAAGUGCCGCCAAUGCCACAGGCACAAACUCUGCUCAGCGCCGCCUCUCGAGUGUUCUUUCUGUUCUUGACGGGCGCGGAAAUGCACCCUUGAUCUUAAAUGAUCUCUCCCUAAAGGAUAACUACUCUCUGCGCAAUGCCGCUAACCAUGCAAUUACCAUGACUUCGCUGUCAAUGGAAGAACUUGCCUCAUCGCAUCCCUCAACCUCUUUUGUUCACGCAUACCCAGGUCUUGUGAAGACAAGUCUGCGCGUUGUUCCUUUUGCUCACCCCCAUGUCUGUUACUUUGGAAGAGAGCGGCGAGAGACAUCUCUUUGCCGCGACCAGCCCGAUCUUCCCCCCCGGGGAGUGAAGGGGGGCAAUGAUGCUGCACUUGGCUCGGAUGGUGUCCAGGGUUCUGGUUUUUACUUGGUUGGUGCCGAUUCCGCCACUGUCAAGAACCAGCAGGUGUUGGAAGGCUAUCGCGCAGAUGGCACGAGACAAUCGGUUUGGAAACAUACUCUCGAUAUCUUCAAGGGUAUUUGUGGAGCUUAG
Molecule: messenger RNA, 972 nt
Organism: Penicillium soppii
Lineage: Eukaryota; Fungi; Ascomycota; Eurotiomycetes; Eurotiales; Aspergillaceae
Exons: 4
Coding region: 1-972 (323 amino acids)
Biological process (GO): secondary metabolic process
Source: RefSeq, a predicted model, not a curated record